This is a messenger RNA of Pelagomonas calceolata, 651 nucleotides long. Lineage: Eukaryota; Pelagophyceae; Pelagomonadales; Pelagomonadaceae. The record is from the annotation of a GenBank genome assembly.
AAGCGGGCGAUGGCGAGUGUCGUCGCCGCGGUGAUGCUGCUGGCCGCCGCCGGCGCCGCGGCGCUGAACUUCAAGACGGCCACCGCCCCUACUGCGCUCGCCGCGUACGACGGCUCGGGCGUUCGCUCGCCGUGCGGAAAUUAAUUAAUCGGGUGAUGCCAAAAAUUGAUUGAUCGAUCCGCACAGGUCACCUGGGACUGCGCUGUGCCUGACUCUCAAGUGGCCGCGAGCAACGGCCCUUCUUCGGGGACGAUCGAGUCGGCGGGCUUCACUCUGACGGGCAACGGCGAGACGCUCGACAGCGGCAAGGAGACUACGUUCAAGACCGAAGACGUCACCUUCGAAGUUCAAGGGCAACCGUACGCAUGGGCGAUCAAAAAUAGUCUCAUCGACUCGUACUUUGAUUGUGGCGGGCUUCAGGUGUCCGACGCCAGCUCGUCAGUCCUGAUGGGGUGCGACUUGGGGCAAGCGAUAACAGUGGGCAAUCCCGUGGUGAAUAAAGCCCCCAGCGCGACACCGGCCCUGGCGCGGCUCGUCUGUGGCGAAUACAUGGUCGCGGCCGCGGCCGCGGCAAGGAGGAGGGCUCGCAUCGUUGACCGGAGCGCGGGAGCCGUCGGCGACCACUACGCGCGACAGGGAGAGAGUAAUUAA